CGGGUCGGCGCAGUUCUACUACGGCUCUCCAACGCACAGGGCUGGGCGCCGGUGUUCGACGUGCUGCGCCUCUUCCCGGACGACGGGUGCUCGUACCCGACGGUCUGCGGCGCGUACGGCGUGUGCACGGACGCGCAGUGCAGCUGCCCCGACGCGGCCAACUUCCGCCCGGUGGACUUCCGGAGGCCCAACCGCGGCUGCGUCCCAGCAGCAACGCCGGCGACGUCGUGCGGCUCGUCACGGCGGCAGGGCACGCAGCACCGGCUGGUGUCGCUGCGGGACACGGGGUACUUCAACGACCACGCCACGAGCAUGCGGGCCGUGGAGAGGGUGAGCGAGGAGGCGUGCAAGAAGGCAUGCCUGGACGACUGCAAGUGCGCGGCGGCGCAGUUCUACUACGGCCCCGACGCCGGCGACGGGUUCUGCUACCUGCAGUCGGAGGUGUUGUCGAUGCAGACGCUGCAGCCGGAGCUCGUGCACUACAACUCCACCAUGCACAUCAAGGUGCAGGCCAAAUCGGCCAGGUCUUGA
Molecule: messenger RNA, 531 nt
Organism: Lolium perenne
Lineage: Eukaryota; Viridiplantae; Streptophyta; Magnoliopsida; Poales; Poaceae
Source: RefSeq, a predicted model, not a curated record